AUGGCACAUUUCAGCUUGCCCGGCCACUAUACUCUCGGGGGUUUCUUCCCCAUUUACUCUGUGGCCGUCAACCUCGCUAACCGCACCAGGCCGGAGCCGGUGUCCUGUGAGAUGUUUUCUCUGGAUGGCUACGAGUGGGCAUUGGCCAUGACAUUUGCGAUCGACGAGAUAAAUAACGCUAGCUCGCUACUCCCGGGCGUCACCCUGGGCUAUGAGAUCUACAACUCCUGCCAUGACUUCCUGGUUGCAGUCCAGCCAACCAUGAGGUUUAUGUCCGGCGCAGACAACAGCAUCGCAGUACUCCAGGACUAUACCAGGUACCAGAGCACCGCCAUUGCCAUCAUCGGCCCGGCUACCUCUGAUCUGGCCAUAAUCCUGGGCACCGUGUUUGGCCUGAUGCUGAUCCCUCAGAUUAGCUACGGGGCGUCAAGCGAGACGCUGAGUAACAAGGACCUCUUCCCCUCAUUCCUCCGCACAAUCCCAAGCGACAAGAAUCAGGCGGAAGGGAUGGUGGCUUUGGUGAAGACCUUUGGCUGGAACUGGAUUGCGGUGGUGGGCAGUGACGACGAGUACGGGCGGCAGGGGAUUGAGCUGUUCUCAGUCAGAGCCGCUGUGGAGGGCAUCUGCAUUGCUCAUAUCCACCUAGUCCCCAGCUAUAACAGUGUGUCCAGCGUCGAGCUAAAAAUGGCCACCAUCAUCGGCCACAUCCAGCAGAGUCAAGUCAAUGUCAUCGUUCUCUUCUCUAAUGAGAAGGUGGCUCUGACUCUGCUCAGGUACGCUCUGAAGCACAAUAUCACCGAUAAGGUCUGGAUAGGAAGCGAGGCUUGGGUCACCUCCAAUGUGAUGGUCCACACCCCGGGGUUGGGCAACGUCGGGACCGUGAUCGGCUUUGUCAUCCAAAGCAGUACAAUGCCCGGCUUCCAGCAAUACAUCUCUAACCUCCUGACGGCCAUGGACAGACAGCAGAGCUCUGUGCACACCCACUCCCCCACCAUAUCCCUCUGUUUCUCCUGUCUCAACGUUUCUGCCGAGAGCCUGAUCAAGAGGCUGGACUACCUUGAGAAGCGGCAGUCAUUUAACGUGUACACGGCGGUAUACAGUGUCGCUCACGCGCUGCACCAGCUGCUGGGCUGCGACUCAGGGGGCUGCAGGGACUCUCCCCGCCCUUACCCCUGGCAGUUGCUGGAUGAAGUGCGCAGAGUUGCCUUUGAGGUAGGGAACAGAAGUAUUCAAUUCGACAACAACGGAAAUCCCAAAACCAGCUACGAAAUUAUCCUUUGGAAAGUGAGCGUUGAAAAGCUAUUGUUAUCGGUGAUCGGAAGCUACAGCGGAUCCCUGGACAUCAGCCCCUCACACAUAGAUUGGCACACCGAGACCGAGGAGGUGCCGGAAUCCUAUUGCUCGAAGGAUUGUGUCCGAGGUCAGAUGAAGAAGGCAAAAGGUCUGCACUCGUGCUGCAGUGAAUGUAUUGACUGUCCGGAGGAUACCUUCCAAAACGCCUCAGACGUCAGUCAGUGUAUUAACUGUCACUACGAGGAGUGGUCCCCGGCUCGGAGCUCUGCGUGCUUCCCGAGGAGCCCUCAGUACCUGGCGUGGAGCUCACCCAUGGUGGUGCUGCUGCUGCUGUUAGUGUCUCUCAGCCUGGCUCUGACAGGGCUCAUGACUUACCUUUUUGUGUGCCACUCCGGCACGCCCAUGGUCAAGGCCAGUGGGGGCAGGAGGACCUUCGGCACACUCACCUCUCUGGCAAUGGCGAGCUGCAGCUCCUUCCUGUACCUCGGGGAACCCACCGAACACACCUGCAAAAUACAACAGCCGGUGACCAGCAUGUGUCUCAGUUUCUGUAUGUCCACCCUCCUCGGGGAGUCUCUGCAGAUUCUCCUCACACUCGAGCUGGGCAGCCUGACCAAGGGAUGUCUGGGUGUCCUGAAGCACAGAGGCAACCAGCUGGUGGUGCUGCUCAGCCUGGUUAUCCAAGUUUCUCUGUGCUACUGGUGGCUGACCACACCAGGCCCGUUCCUCAUUAAGCUGCGGGAGAGCAACAAGCUGCUGCUCUUCUGUAAGAACCACGAGGAAACCAGCUUCUGGCUGAUGCUGGCGCACAGUGGCUUCCAGUCUCUGAGCUGCUUCAUGUGCACCUUCCUCAUCCAGAACCCAGCCAAUACCUACAAGUUGGCUCGAGACAUCAGCCUGGCCAUGCUACUGUACUUCUUGGCUUGGGUGGCCUUCAUUCCAACCUAUUCGGCUGUGAGCAGCAUAUAUGCUCCGGUGGUGGAGGUUUUCACUGUCCUCGGCAGCACCUUUGGGAUCCUUGGAGCAUAUUUCGUCCCCAAAUGUUGGAUCAUUCACUUUAAGCCACAUUGUAACACAGAGGCUUACUUUCAGGUUUAUAAGCAGGAGCCUCCAACGUCAAUGAGCAAUGAAAAGGAAAAGGGGGUUGAUUCUCUUUAA
This is a messenger RNA of Callorhinchus milii (elephant shark), 2451 nucleotides long. Its product is annotated as taste receptor type 1 member 3-like. The record is from RefSeq and is a predicted model, not a curated record. The coding region runs from base 1 to 2451 and encodes 816 amino acids. Gene Ontology annotation, cellular component: membrane. Gene Ontology annotation, biological process: sensory perception of umami taste; sensory perception of sweet taste; G protein-coupled receptor signaling pathway. NCBI's taxonomy places the organism in Eukaryota, Metazoa, Chordata, Chondrichthyes, Chimaeriformes, Callorhinchidae. The transcript has 6 exons. Gene Ontology annotation, molecular function: G protein-coupled receptor activity.